Prorocentrum cordatum is the source of this 1825-nucleotide messenger RNA. The record is from the annotation of a GenBank genome assembly. NCBI's taxonomy places the organism in Eukaryota, Dinophyceae, Prorocentrales, Prorocentraceae.
CUGCCCAACAGCGGCCGCUGUUGGUUCGGGACAACAUUUGCUGUUGGGCAGUGUGCCCAUUGUUUCCGUGCCCAUUUCGGGCGUCCAAAUAUUUCGGCUCAAGAAGGGGGGCUCCCGGAGGCCCGCGGCACCCGACGGGCGGCGGCAGCGCGGGCGAGGCGGGCGGGGCCGCGGCAUGGCGCCUGCGGGAAGCGAUGAGACACUCAGGCUUCCGGGUGUGAUCUCUGUCGAUGGUGGGCCCGAUGCGCUCUCGGAGGCGACGACGGAAGUGCGGGUGCGCCUCACGGUCUUCGAUGUUCCAGAGAUAACGAUAUCGGCGAGCCGUUUCACUUGCAACUUCUUCCUGGAGGCAUCCUGGCUCGACGAGAGCAUGAAAGAUGAGGAUGCGUUGGACGUUGGAGAGUGGGCUCCGCAAUUUCCUGUCAAGGGCCAGUCAACACAUGGCCGGUGGACCCCGAUGCUUCAUUUCUACAAUGUCCUGGAGCUCAAGGAUAAGGAGGAAUGGUAUGUUGUCUACAAAAGAGACCGCGCCGACAUGGAACUCCUGCCCACUCCUGUGGUCUGCUACCGCAUGAGGGCCACUGGUGUAUUCCGCGAAAGGUUCGAGCUGUACGAGUUUCCAUUUGACUCACAGGACCUGCAAAUACAAAUUGUGUCAUUGCAUCCAUGUGUCGACCUGCCCACGCAGUCAGAGCAUCUUUCUGGGAAGACGAACGUUACUUUGAAGAUGAAUCACACUGAUGAGUACGCAUGCGUUGCUCCUGGAGAUGAUAAGGACAGAUUCACUUUGUACGACGAGUACAUCAUGCAAAAGGAUGUCCGUGAGAAGAACGAGAGAACGUUGGCUGACCAUUCAACGACGAGGAAAACGUAUCCUUUGCUGACACUCUACCUUAAGGUGACGCGACGGCCAGGAUUCUACCUCUGGCAGGUGUAUUUUCCGAUGUGGAUGUUGGUGCUCCUUGCAUUUCCUAUUUUGCUACUCCCAGUCAGCGACUUCGGAAACCGCUUGAGCUAUCUAUCGACCCUUCUGCUUGCUGCAAUUUCGUACAAGAAUUGGUUAGGAAAUGUCUUGCCCAAGUGCUCGUACCUAACUUUUAUUGACCAGUAUGUGCUUGUUUCCAUCGGUGUUAUUUUCGUUGUCACGAUGGAGAGCGCCGUCGUUUUUUGGCUGUGGAAGCAGAUGUCCGAUCCUCCGAAAGUGGCGAUGGAGGAAAUGGAAGAUUUUCUGGGGUUCUCGGCCUCGGUGUGCUGGACAUGUUGGCACGUAUGGUUCUGUCAGCUCCAGGAGAGACACGAUCCGAAUGCGGUAAAGACAGAAAACGAAAAAAUCAAUGAGGCACGCAGCCCCCGUGCGGCAGGGAGUCGCUCCCCGAAAUUGAAACGGCUGCCCAGCUGGGUUUCAUCACGAUCAUCGGGUUCUGGAUCGACUUCCCUUACACACAGGAUGGCGCAGAUCAAAGAGGACUUCACCAAAGAGGACUGACUGGCGAGAGCUGAACUUGGGCACACGUUGGUCCUCGACCCACUGACGUGACACGCCGAAGAUAAGGUUGCACAUUCACAUUGGCAGCGCAUCGCAUGACAACGUAUGCCGACAUUCGGCGACUGCGCAACCACCCGUGGAGACACACGUUGUUCCCGACAGGUGAUGCAGGAGUUGCACUGGGAGGUUGCUCGUCCAAUUCUGCAAGCGCCUUCAUGGUUUACACCCUCUCCGUGUUUCCUCGCAGCCACAUGAGCAGGACUCACAUUGUCUGGCACGAGCCAAUGUGACAUGUAUGUUAGUGCAAUUGGGGUAAGAAAGAAAGAAGAAGCAACAAAA